Messenger RNA from Drosophila hydei, 2177 nucleotides. RefSeq names its product etoposide-induced protein 2.4 (gene tank). Bases 447 to 1910 code for a protein of 487 amino acids. Gene Ontology annotation, cellular component: endoplasmic reticulum. The record is from RefSeq and is a predicted model, not a curated record. Lineage: Eukaryota; Metazoa; Arthropoda; Insecta; Diptera; Drosophilidae. Gene Ontology annotation, biological process: macroautophagy. The transcript has 4 exons.
AUCGAUAUUGUCAUUUGAGACAUAUCGAUAGCAAAGCGAACAAUUUUUUAGAGCUGAGCAAAUACACGACUGUUUGGCCUUUCAAGCAACAUGUUCACAAAUUUAUUACACAUACAUAUAGAUAGAUAAACAAGGUUCAUAUAUAUAACUCCCACCAAAGAUUAAAGUCUUUCAGCCACGCAUCAAAUUGUUGUUGCAUAAAUUAUAUAAAUUGUUAAUAUUUACUCUCCAUUUCAUUCAUCGUGUAAACUACAAAUUGUGUUACUAUGAAAUAAUGUCAUCGCAACAGCGCAAAUUCAUACGGAAACAAAACGUUUCAAACAACACUGCAAAUACUGUAAAUCCAAACACGCAUCUAUUUUUGUAAUGCUCACAAUAGUCGUAACAAUUGCAAUCAGUGUUGGCUAAAGCUACCAAAACAUCCAACAGACAACGGACAGGUGGAUAUGGCUGCGAUAAAGAACAUCGCGCUGGGCGUUUUGUACGGGCUGUGGGACAGCAUACGCGGAAUGACGCUGGUUCUGCACAUAGACAAUGAGGUGGCUAGACAAAAUGCAGAACUGGAGACAAUGCGCCAACUGCGCAGAAUGGACAGGGAUCAAUACAAACAAACGCAACGAUCUCCUUCGCCAGUGCCCAGCUCUGCAGCGGCAAUGAUACGCGAGGAGUUGGAUAAGCGGGCGGAGGCCAAUUCUGAUGAACGUACUUUGGAAAAGAUAUUCAAAAAGAAACCAGUGGAAAAGCAAGAGCCACAGGCUGAGAAGAAAAUAGCCAAGAAAUUAUUAAAAUGCUGCCUACUAAAUGGCGGCUUCACGUGGCUAAGCAUUGUGCUGUUUGAGAACGUGUUGCUGCCCACGCUCAAAUUCUGCCUGACCAUCUUCUAUGGCGCGCAGUCAGAUACUCUACCAUUCGUCUGGAGCUGGCUGCAUCCCAUCUUGUCCUUGAUAUUUGGCAUGAUGUGGGUACUGCCUAUAUUCAUGCUGUCGAAGAUUGUCAGCUCGUUGUGGUUUGCGGACAUUGCGAAUGCGGCGUAUCGUGUGCGCAAAGGUCGGCCACAAUUGAUACCCGGCAUAAGUAAGCUGGUGGCCGAUUUCCUCUUCAGCAUGGUGGUACAAAUGCUGUUCCUGGUGCAGAGCAUGCUGGUGAAUUUGGUGCCAGUCAAAUAUGUGGGCUCCUCAUUAUGCUUUCUGCAUUUGUGCCUUCUCUAUUCGCUGUACUCCUUUGAGUAUAAAUGGUUUAACAUGGGAUGGGAGCUGCAUCGACGUCUCACCUACAUUGAAAAGAAUUGGCCAUAUUUCUUCGGUUUUGGCAUACCGCUGACGGUGCUAACAAAUAUGUCCAGCUCAGUGAUUGUCAGCAGCUGUAUAUUUUCCAUAUUCUUUCCGCUCUUCAUACUCAGCGGCAAUGAGGCAAAGCCCAUUGUGGACACAACGGAAAUUUCACUACGGCUUUUCUCGCCGGUGGUUUUCAUAUCCAAUCUAUGCUUUGGCGGUAAUCCAUGGAGCAAAACUAAUCGACUGUUGGCUCAGCAGCGCAAACAACUGGAGCAGCAGCGUCGCGAAGAGCUGCUGCUAAAGCAGAAGAAACAGCAAUAUAUGCUGCACCAGCAACGGGGCCAUGAGGCACGGCGCGAACAUUCAACGUCGCGCUCACGCACACCGCAGCCCGGGCAGCCGCAUUAUCGUUACGCCCAACCGCCUGCGUUUGAUGCAGCUCGAGUGCGUGACUCUUCGGCCUCGUCCACGCACAGUUCUAAUGCUGCCACGCCGACCAGUUAUAGGCCGCCCCCUUUCUUUGGCGCUGCUGGAAUGCACAGCAAUGUGCCCCUAGUGCCCAUACCUGUGCCCGGUGCACCCCGCACGCCUAUUGUUGUGCGCGAGGAGUCGGGGCCAGAUGACUGGAAUUUGUGAGAUUUUGAUGCAUAUAUGCACACACACGCAGAGAUACAGAGAUAGUUUAAUAAGCAUAGGCUUUAGCAUGUAUGUAUAUAUAUAUAUUCAUGUACUGCAAUUGAACUGUGUAUGUUAAAAUUUAAUUUAAGUCUACGCAUAAUGACAAUGCAUACUAGUCGUUGGUCGACAGCGCCUGUCCACAACUAGUAGCUACUUAUCUAAUAUAUAUACUCGUAUCUAAGGUGGCGCCCAAUCAAGGGUAUUUUUUUAUCUGACUGGUCAUUC